Hyaloperonospora brassicae is the source of this 3510-nucleotide messenger RNA. NCBI's taxonomy places the organism in Eukaryota, Oomycota, Peronosporomycetes, Peronosporales, Peronosporaceae. The record is from the annotation of a GenBank genome assembly.
AUGGAGGCCGGACGCAGAGACGCUGACGCGAUUGAGUCGAUGCCACUGGACGCUGAGCUCGAGGGCUCUGGCCGUGUUACGAGCAGCGCAGACGACAGGGACGACGACAGGUCAGUGGCUGCAGCGUCGCCGUUGAGCAAGAGCCGCAACGCGGUGUUGAGCGCGCCAUUGGGCUCGCGACUGCGUGCGCCGACGACGAUGACGAGAGUGUCGACGCCCGUUCGACGGACGAGCAGUGGCAGUUCGUUGGGGUCGACGCUCAACGCGACAAAGCCGACGGUCGAUCGACGAGGCAUUGCAGCGCGAACGCCAUCUCGUGCGGGAGACUGGAAGAGCCUGUCGAGCGGUGUGGACGAGGGCGCGAGCCAGCGGUCGUCGGUGUUGGACGGCCGUCGCGCGUUGUCGGCGUCGGCAAACCGGACGCGCGUGGUGGACGACAGCUACGGAUUGAUGCGGACGGACAGUAUGGGCAGCAUGAGCAGUCUGGCCAGUAGUGGCGCAAGUGGGUCGUCGAUGUCGAGGUCGCGGAUCAGGCUGCACACUUCUAGUGCAGCGUCGGAGCGCAGGAAGACGCUGCACGGGCUGGUCGAUAGCAGCAAAGAGAAUCGACGCAGCAGUUUCUGCUCGCCGUCGUCGUCGUCGUCGUCGAUGACUUCGUCCACGGCACCAUUGCCGUUCCGAUCUGCAACGUCGUCGCGGGCAGCGUCGCCCAGAAUGGGAGCGACGCCGACGCGUAGAAGUGCGGGGGGCAGCGCGCCACUGGCACGCGCCGAGUCGACGCUGCAGAAGGUGUGGCCAGCUACAGCUCCACCCCUACCGGUUGAUCCAGAAGACUUUACACUGAAUGAGGAGUCAGUGUUGGCGUUGAAGAUGGACCACAAGCUGACGGACCAGGGCGUCGAGGAACUGCUGACGUACGUGUCUUCGGCGUCAACGAGUACUGUACUGACGGCGGCGAAUCUGAAAGCUCGGCAAGACGAGGUCAGACUGAUGACAGCAGGCUUGCGUCGGCUGCGUGUCCACAGUGAAGGGCUGAUGAAGUGCUGCGAGGCGUUUGAGAUGAAGACGCUGGAACAGAACGAGUAUGUAGACGCGUCUGCUGCAGAGGUUCGUCGACUGACGCAGUAUAUCGACUCACAGGCCAGCAAGAACGCAAAGGUAUUGCCCGAAGAGCCCGAGUCCAGCGAUUAUCAUGGUGAAGACUUGCUGUCAAAGUCGUCGCAUGCGACGUCCGACUCAGAGACCGCCUCGACGAUAUCUUCACAAAACAUCUUUUCGAGAUUGUCGAGCGGAGAGACGAAUCGACAGCAUCACGAGCUUCAGCAGGCAAUGCAGGAGGACUCGCCGUUGUCGGCUUAUGUGCGCACUAUUUUGAAGAAGGCCACGGACAAGAUCGAAGAGAAGUGGAAAACGCGGUUUGCCGAGCAGCUCUCGGAGCACGAACAAGCAUUGGCUCAAGAACGCGAGCGAUCGUCAGAGUCGGUGGUCUCUAGCUCGCGUCUGGUAACUGAGACGCUGCAUGGCAAGGAUGAUGAGCUGAAAGCGAUUGAGGAGCUGAAUCUUAAGCUGAACCAGAAGAUCCGGCAGCUGGAGCUGGAUCUGGAUGCUGCUUGCUCCGAACGGGACUUUUUCAAGCAGCAAAUGGACGAUGAUGACGAGGAGCGAUCAGUAAGUGCUCAUAGCUUUUGGGAGAAGACGACGGACUUGGCGAAGCAGAACCGCAAUCUGACCGAGGACUUGUCACAAGCGAACAAGAAGAUUGCUCACCUGACCCAGACGAUCACGAUCAUGAAAACGAGGACGUCAAGUCUGAAAACGGAGAACGGCGAUCGUGUUCGUGCAUCGAAGUCAAUCGUGGCCGAGAAGAAUCUGCUACAAGACAAGUUGGCUGCUAUGGAGGCAAAGUUUGAAGAUGAGAAGAACCGCCGGGAGCAGUUCCAAGUAAAUGUGGAGCAGCUGACUGUGGAGAAUACAGCGCUGUACGCACAAAUGGUGGCUCUCCAGACGACACAUGAAGCCAAGAUGGAGGAGCUGCAAUCGCGCCACGAGAAGCGCAAUGUUUCUCUUGCAGGCGAAAUGAAGCUCUUGCAAGACCAGAACCGGCUGAUGCGCGAGACGGAGCCUCGAAGCUACAACAAGUCGUCUAGCAGCAGUGUGGUUGUCGAAGGGUCGAGCUGUGAUCGUUCUAUGCCCCAGACGAAUGACAAAGCAUUGACUCAGCGCAUUCGGGACCUGACGGACAGGUUGUUGGAGGCACAACAAAGCCUCGUAGAGAAGUCAAACACGAUUGCGGAAAUGGAGGUGACGAUUGUUGAGGGUGACGCAAUGCGUCGCAAGCUGCAUAACACCAUUCAGGAGUUGCGUGGCAAUAUUCGCGUGCACGUCAGACUGCGGCCAUUCCUGCGGUCGGAUGGCGGGGAAGCAUCGGCCGAGAAUCCGCAGUCGGCUAUCAUAUGCGAUACGUUUGCUUCCACGAUCACGACGAAUGUCGAGAACCCUCACACGUUUGCGUUUGACAAGAUCUACGGUCCGUCAGACUCGCAGGAAUCUCUGUUUCAGGACGUGUCGGGCUUUAUCCAGUCCGCUAUGGAUGGCUACAACGUGUGCAUUUUCGCGUACGGGCAAACGGGGUCUGGAAAGACGCAUACGAUGCAAGGAAGUGGGAAGGCGCAGAUGCGCGGCAUUAUUCCGCGAUCGAUUGAUUUGAUCAUCAAGUCGUGCGAAGAGCUGACGUCAACGGGAUGGCAUUUCUCGCUCAUGGUGACGUUUUACGAGAUUUACAAUGAGACCAUCCGCGACUUGCUCACGUUGGACAGUGGCAAGGAUACGAAGCACAGCAUUCGCACGGAUAGCCGAGGGAAGAACUACGUGGAAGGGCUGACCGAGGUCAUCAUUGAUGUCAACCAGGCCGCUGAGCAGGUGGAUGAAAUUGUGAACUUGGCUGCGUGCAACCGUUCCGUCGACCGCACCGACAUGAACGCGCACUCGUCUCGGAGCCACAGUAUCUUUGCGCUGACGAUUCGCGGGUACAACGAAGUGCAGAAGACAGAGGUCGAAGGAAACCUGAGCUUGGUCGAUCUCGCUGGAAGUGAGCGGCUGAGCCGGUCGAACGUCACGGGCACUCGGUUGAAAGAGGCACAGGCGAUCAACAAGAGUCUCAGUGCUUUGGCCGACGUGUUCCAAGCCCUUGCAAAGAAGUCGCCCCACGUCCCGUACCGCAACAGCAAACUCACGUACGCUCUGCAGCCUGCGCUCUCGGGCGAUGGCAAGACGCUGAUGAUGGCCAACUUGUCGCCUACGUACGCGUCCCUGGACGAGUCGUUGUGCAGCAUGCGCUUUGCACAUAAAGUGAGCCAGUGCGAGCUGGGUGCUCCUGUGCGUCAGGUCAAAUCCACGAGGCGUCAGUCAUUGGGACCUGGGGAUAUAAGUCGUGGCAACCGAAGAAGUUCGCCGCCGGGUGAAUCUCGACGAAGUACGCUCACACCGGGUGCACUGAAGAGACUGCUGUAA